GAGUAUUUUUAAAUUUAUUUCAAUAUUUUGUUUAACUUUUACCUAUAAAUAAAGUUAGUUUAAUUAAGGGAAAAUGACAGCUUACUUAACUAAAAUCCAUCAUAAAACACUGUUAAAAGUCCUUAUUUACAAUCCAACUAUAUAUGCUAAGGUGACACCGUACGAUAAUAGUCUAAAACCAUUUUAUCGUUUUUUUACCCAACAAAGUACUCAAGUUAAUAUUUUCGAUCGCAGAACGAAAUAUUUACAAAAAGAAAGAGCUGCUAGAAACCCAGAUGUAGCUUUAUUUGAUUAUAUAAAAGAAGAAAUUGGGUUCCGGCUAUCAGAUCGUAUAUUCGACAUAAAACGUGAAUUCCGAAAUGCUGCUGAUAUUGGAUGCAAUCGUGGUUUCAUCUCCAAUCAUGUUCUUGCUGAAACAGUUCAACACUUGAUUCUGUGCGAUACUAGCCCAACAAUGCUUGCACAGGCUCAAGGAACACCCGGGUUAAAAAUUACAAAAAUGGAAAUGGAUGAAGAAAAUUUAGAAUUCGAAGAUGAUUCCUUAGAUCUUGUGAUGUCAAGUCUUAAUUUGCAUUGGGUCAAUGACCUUCCAGGAUGUUUUCGAAAAGUCAAUAAAAGUCUUAAACCGGAUGGAGUGUUUAUUGCAUCCAUGUUUGGCGGAGACACUUUGUAUGAACUGCGCUCAUCACUACAGCUAGCAGAGUUAGAGCGUAAAAAUGGCAUUUCACCUCAUAUAUCACCAUUUACUCAGAUAAGAGACAUCGGAGCCAUUCUCAAUAACACUGGAUACACGAUGUUAACAAUUGACACCGAUGAAUUGGUUGUGGGAUAUCCGACAAUGUUUGAGUUAAUGUGGGACCUCAAAGGAAUGGCGGAGAACAAUGCAGCAUUCAACAGACCCGUGCACUUAAGUAGAGAUACAAUGUUUGCUGCAAGUGCAAUAUACAAACAGCUUUAUGGAAAGGAUGACAGUAUUCCGGCAACAUUUCAAAUAAUUUAUUUUGUAGCUUGGAAACCUUCGCCAGAUCAACCAAAGCCACUACCAAGAGGAAGUAGUGAAGUUUCAUUGAAAGACUUAGGAACGAUUAUUGAAAGUGGAAGUAAGACAAAAACAUAGAUUGAUGAAAAUGCAGUUUACCUUAUUUAUUUAAAGUCAGACUUUGAAGUUUUAAAGAAAGUUUGUAAAUAUUUUUUUUGUAUAAAACGAAUAACGCUAAGAGCCAAUUAACAAAAAUUAAGCUAUUAGAACAACAAACAAAAACAUAGAUCAUCUUGUACUUGCAAAAAGUGUAAAUUAAAUAUUUAAUGUAAACGUGAUUUUAAUUCAGUGCUUGUUGUUAUGUUCACAAUGAAACUAGAUUAAAAUUUGUUUAUAAAUAAGA
Eupeodes corollae is the source of this 1382-nucleotide messenger RNA. Its product is annotated as arginine-hydroxylase NDUFAF5, mitochondrial. Bases 74 to 1117 code for a protein of 347 amino acids. Gene Ontology annotation, molecular function: S-adenosylmethionine-dependent methyltransferase activity. Gene Ontology annotation, cellular component: mitochondrion. Lineage: Eukaryota; Metazoa; Arthropoda; Insecta; Diptera; Syrphidae. The record is from RefSeq and is a predicted model, not a curated record. Gene Ontology annotation, biological process: mitochondrial respiratory chain complex I assembly. The transcript is spliced from 5 exons.